ACAUCACAUACAUCUACAAUUCGCCCCAUGAGUUUCGGAGGAUUUCCACUCGGAGGCAGAGGCCUCGGGGGCACCAGCAGCAAUGAGCCCCUCACGCCAGAACAGCAGCAAAUGCAAAUGGCCAAAACCAUCCAAGCAGGCAUGGAGUCCUGUCCCGUAAAAACCGUAAUCUCAGGAGGGAUGGGAUUCGGCCUGGGCGCUUUAUUCGGCCUCUUCAUGGCCAGCAUGUCCUACGACACCCCCAUGACCGGCCUCCCCGGCGCCCCAUCCGCGAGCCUCCAAAACCUCCCGCUGAAGGAACAACUGAGGCGCGGCUUCAAGGACAUGGGUCAACGCUCCUACUCCACCGGGAAGAACUUCGCCCUCGUCGGCAGUAUAUUCGCCGGCACGGAAUGCUGCAUCGAGGGAUUCCGCGCCAAGAAUGAUAUGUACAAUGGCAUGUCGGCCGGGUGCGUUACCGGCGGCGUUCUCGCGGCCAAGGCGGGGCCGCAGGCGGCGGCGGUUGGGUGUGCGGGGUUUGCGGCGUUUAGCGCUGCUAUUGAUUAUUAUUUGAGGCACAUGGAUUAGGUUGGGGAGAUUGUGUAUUCUCAUCUCAGUUUUUUUUUUGUUUCUUUGAUUGAGGUUGGUACUUGUUUGCUUGUUCGGGCGAGGUUUUUAAUUUCGGUGUAUAUAAAGUUGUGCGCAGCUGAGGAAGGUUAGAACGGGGUAAUUUGUAUGAUAUGGGUGGGGUAUGAUAAUAGAUUGGUCAUGAAUA
Messenger RNA from Tuber melanosporum (Perigord truffle), 754 nucleotides. RefSeq lists its product as uncharacterized. The transcript has 3 exons. NCBI's taxonomy places the organism in Eukaryota, Fungi, Ascomycota, Pezizomycetes, Pezizales, Tuberaceae. Gene Ontology annotation, molecular function: transmembrane protein transporter activity. Gene Ontology annotation, cellular component: TIM22 mitochondrial import inner membrane insertion complex. The coding region runs from base 28 to 567 and encodes 179 amino acids. The record is from RefSeq and is a predicted model, not a curated record. Gene Ontology annotation, biological process: protein insertion into mitochondrial inner membrane.